AUGACAGACUCUAUAGAUGUGAGAGGGGAUGAAUUCCCUGCGCCCAGCCGACAAGCGUCUGGUACUGUGAACGGUAUCCAAACUGAGGUCACCUCGCUGGGCUUCUCCGACAAGCUCAUGGUCACAAUCAGUCAAGAGGGGAGACUAUCUCAAUGGGUCCAAGUUCCUCUGGUAGGCUCAUCCGCCGGAAUGGUGGAAAUGACACUGCCUAGCGCAGGCCAUGGACUUCUCCCAUCGGCUCACCUAACACCGGUGACACUGUUGGGUGGCGGCGGCGAAGACCGGGAGACACUUGGUCAACUUUACGCGGCCCAAAUCGCCAGCCACGUAUCUUUGAAAUAUCCCGAUGACAGGAGGACGCUUGUACUUGGACUAGGCUUGGCGAAAUUCGAUACGGAGCGUGAAGCUUUCUUUGACUUAGUUGAGCUGGCUCAAAAAGUUCUCUAG
Molecule: messenger RNA, 447 nt
Organism: Pochonia chlamydosporia 170
Lineage: Eukaryota; Fungi; Ascomycota; Sordariomycetes; Hypocreales; Clavicipitaceae
Exons: 2
Coding region: 1-447 (148 amino acids)
Biological process (GO): proteasome assembly
Source: RefSeq, a predicted model, not a curated record